Panonychus citri (citrus red mite) is the source of this 1019-nucleotide messenger RNA. Its product is annotated as U2 small nuclear ribonucleoprotein A'-like. The record is from RefSeq and is a predicted model, not a curated record. Bases 76 to 906 code for a protein of 276 amino acids. The transcript has a single exon. Gene Ontology annotation, biological process: mRNA splicing, via spliceosome. NCBI's taxonomy places the organism in Eukaryota, Metazoa, Arthropoda, Arachnida, Trombidiformes, Tetranychidae. Gene Ontology annotation, molecular function: protein binding; U2 snRNA binding. Gene Ontology annotation, cellular component: U2 snRNP.
UAAACAAUUUGAUCUGUCAAAUUAAAUUUACUUUUGUUUUCUAAUUUUUGAUUAUAUUUUAUGUGACAAACAGAGAUGAAGUUAACUGUAGAUAUUGUUGCCAAUGCUCGUCAGUAUAUUAAUCCAGCGACUAAGGAUCGAGAAUUGGAUCUUCGUGAUUAUAAGAUCAGUGUGAUUGAAAAUCUCGGCGCUUGUUUGGAUCAAUUUGAUUGUAUCGAUUUCACUGAUAAUAACAUAAGACGAUUAGAUGGUUUUCCCCUUUUAUUACGAUUGAAGAAAAUUUUAAUCAGCAACAAUAGGAUUAAUCGUAUCGCUAAUGAUUUGGAUUCCUGUUUACCCAAUCUUGAAUGGUUAAUAUUAACCAAUAAUUCACUUGGUGAACUUGGUGAUAUUGAUGGAUUAUCUUGUCUACCUAAAUUAGAAUGUCUUUGUUUACUUAAUAAUCCAUUGACAACCAAAAAAUAUUAUCGACAAUAUGUUAUCCAUAAGCUGCCCAAAUUAAAGAUACUCGAUUUUUGUAAAAUUAAACGAAAGGAACGUGAAGAAUCAGCUAGUUUGUUUAAAGGUGGAAAAGGUAAACAAUUGGCAAGAGAAAUUGGAAUCAAAUCGAAAACAUUUAUCACUUCUAAUUCAAAUUCUACAACCUCAUCAACCAUCACCACCAACAAUAAUAACAACAUUGAGACCAACAGAUCGACGACAAAUCAACAUGGUAAACCGAUUCAUACUCCAGCCGAUGUGGAAGCAAUUAAAGCCGCGAUUGCCAAAGCCAAGACACUGGAAGAAAUUGAAAGACUUAAUCAACUAUUGAAAGCGGGUUAUAUUCCUGGUAGAGCUUUGACCUCUGGUGAUGUUACUAUGACCUCUGAAUCUGAGAAAGAUUCUGAUGAUCAUGAUGCUAAUUGAAUUUUUUGUUCUGAAAAAAAUCAAACUUUUUCCAAUUCCAAUCAAUCAACUUUUGUAAUACUAUUUAAAACUUCAAGAUUGUGUAACAAUACAAAACCCAAUUACAAAGUUAA